This is a messenger RNA of Fukomys damarensis (Damara mole-rat), 6141 nucleotides long. RefSeq names its product cap methyltransferase 1 (gene Cmtr1). Bases 114 to 2621 code for a protein of 835 amino acids. Gene Ontology annotation, biological process: 7-methylguanosine mRNA capping. The transcript is spliced from 24 exons. Gene Ontology annotation, molecular function: protein binding; nucleic acid binding; methyltransferase cap1 activity. The record is from RefSeq and is a predicted model, not a curated record. Gene Ontology annotation, cellular component: cytoplasm; nucleus. NCBI's taxonomy places the organism in Eukaryota, Metazoa, Chordata, Mammalia, Rodentia, Bathyergidae.
GUCGCUAAGUGACGUCAUUAGACUGCGCGGCGGCGCUGCAGAACCCUUGCUGUGAUCACAGUGGCUCAAAGCCAAGGGCAGCUGAUUGUCUGGAUUUAUGGUUGCAGUUAACAAUGAAGAGGAGGACAGACCCAGAAUGCACUGCUCCCAUCAAGAAGCAAAAAAAAAGAGUUGCAGAACUUGCGCUGAGCCUCAGCUCCACAUCGGAUGAUGAGCCUCCCACCCCUGUCAGUCUUCCAGCGAAAGUUUCUGUGACAAGCCUUAGUGAGUCUGACAGUGAGAAUGAAGGGAAGCCACGCAGCUCUGACUCUUUCGACGAUGCAUUCAAAGCAGACUCGCUUGUGGAGGGGACGUCUUCUCGCUACUCCAUGUAUAACAGUGUCUCCCAGAAGCUCAUGGCCAAGAUGGGCUUCAAGGAAGGGGAAGGAUUGGGCAAAUUCAGCCAGGGUCGGAAGGACAUUGUUGAAGCCUCUAAUCAGAAGGGUCGAAGAGGCCUGGGCUUGACUCUGCAGGGCUUUGAUCAGGAGUUGAAUGUGGACUGGCGAGAUGAGCCAGAGCCCAGUGCCUGUGAGCAGGUGUCAUGGUUCCCAGAAUGUACUACGGAAAUUCCUGACACUCAGGAAAUGAGUGAUUGGAUGGUUGUGGGAAAGAGAAAGAUGGCUGUUGAAGAUGAGACACAGUUCUGUGGGGUGGAGCUGCUGCACAGCAUGCUGCAGUGCAAGAGCGUGUUUGAUGUCCUCGAUGGGGAGGAGAUGCGGCGAGCUCGGACCCGGGCCAAUCCCUAUGAGAUGAUCCGAGGAGUCUUCUUCCUCAACAGGGCAGCAAUGAAGAUGGCUAACAUGGAUUUUGUGUUUGAUCGCAUGUUCACAAAUCCCCGGGACUCUGAUGGGUUGCCCCUGGUGAAAGACCGGAGCGCUGAGCUUUUGUACUUUGCUGACGUGUGCUCGGGCCCUGGCGGCUUCUCCGAGUAUGUGCUGUGGAGGAAGAAAUGGCACGCGAAGGGGUUUGGGAUGACUCUGAAGGGCCCCAAUGACUUCAAGCUGGAGGACUUCUACUCGGCCUCCAGUGAGCUCUUCGAGCCGUACUAUGGUGAGGGUGGGGUUGAUGGAGAUGGAGAUAUCACCCGCCCAGACAACAUCGCUGCAUUCCGGAACUUUGUCCUGGAUAACACAGAUCGCAAAGGUGUCCACUUUCUAAUGGCUGAUGGGGGCUUCUCCGUGGAGGGGCAGGAGAACCUGCAGGAGAUCCUCAGCAAGCAGCUGCUGCUGUGCCAGUUCCUCAUGGCGCUGUCAGUCGUCCGCACAGGAGGCCACUUCAUCUGUAAAACCUUCGACCUCUUCACACCCUUCAGCGUGGGGCUCAUCUACUUGCUCUACUGCUGCUUCGAACGUGUGUGUCUCUUCAAGCCUGUCACCAGCCGGCCUGCCAACUCCGAGAGGUACGUGGUGUGCAAGGGCCUGAAGGUGGGCACGGACGACGUGCGUGAGUACCUCUUCUCGGUGAACAUGAAACUCAACCAGCUGCGGAACACUGAUGCCGACGUCAACCUUGUGGUCCCCCUGAAGGUGAUCAAGGACGACCAGGAGUUUACUGACUACAUGGUCCGCUCUAACGAGGGCCACUGUAGCCUGCAGAUCAAAGCUUUGGCCAAAAUCCAUGCCUUUGUUCAGGACACGACCCUGAGUGAGCCUCGGCAGGCGGAGAUCCGGAAAGAGUGCCUUGGGCUCUGGGAGAUUCCGGACCAGGCUCGAGUUGCUCCUUCUUCUUCGGACCCGAAGUCUAAGUUCUUUGAGCUGAUCCAGGGCACGGAGAUCGACAUCUUCAGCUAUAAGCCUACGCUGCUCACUGCCAAAACCCUGGAGAAGAUCCGGCCUGUGUUUGACUACCGCUGCAUGGUGUCCGGCAGCCAGCAGAAGUUCCUCCUCGGCAUGGGGAAGUCCCAGAUCUACACGUGGGACGGCCGCCAGUCCGACCGCUGGGUCAGGCUGGACCUGAAGACGGAGCUGCCCCGGGACACGCUGCUGUCUGUGGAGAUCGUGCACGAGCUGAAAGGGGAGGGGAAGGCCCAGCGGAAGAUCAGCGCCAUCCACAUCCUUGAUGUCCUCGUGCUGAAUGGCAGCGAUGUCCGGAACCAACAUUUUAACCAGCGAAUUCAGCUUGCUGAGAAGUUUGUGAAAGCCGUUUCCAAGCCCAGCCGGCCCGACAUGAACCCCAUCAGGGUGAAGGAGGUGUACAGGCUGGAGGAGGUGGAGAAGAUUUUUCUCAGGCUGGAAAUGAAGAUCAUCAAGGGCUCCAGCGGCACCCCGAGGCUCAGCUACACAGGGAGGGACGACCGGCACUUCGUGCCCACGGGCCUCUACAUCGUCAGGACAGUGAACGAGCCUUGGACCAUGGGCUUCAGCAAAAGUGUCAAGAGGAAGUUCUUCUACAACAAGAAGACCAGGGACUCCACCUAUAACAUCCCCACAGACUCCAUCGCCCCAUUUCAUGUCUGCUACUUCAGCCGGCUCUUCUGGGAGUGGGGAGAUGGCAUCCGCGUGCAUGACUCCCAGAAGCCGCAGGACCUGGACAAGCUGUCCAAGGAGGACGUCCUUUCCUUCAUCCACAUGCACAGCCACUGAGCUGGCUGGCGCUCCCGGGCAGGGCGCUCUGUGAAGGCCUAGGGCGCCAGCGGGGCCUUCAGAGGAUGUUCUUGGGCACCUGCUCCUGAGGCACCCAGAGGACAGGGCACAGGGCUUUGGGCACUGCUGUUCUCUUGGGACUCCUGAAAUCUCAAUUUUCUGAGUCGGCACCACCUGCAGGCAGCCGUGGGCCAACCCUGGGUGGGUAGAGCUCGCUGUGGUUUCUGGCCAGGAGCAGCUGUUGUACAAGUUAGUUUUGAGUUUGCUGUGUUGACGCCAAGCUGGAGACGACUCUGUCUCCUUCUCCUCCCGAGCCCUUCCCUGGAGUCCAGCCCAGCUCUGAGGUCCUAACGGGCCUGGCACUCCCAACACUUGACAUCAAAGCUGUGUUGUCUUUGGUACCGGCUGUGACUGCGGAGCUCUCCUGGGCCACCCCGUUUUUCAUCCAGAAGUAGCUCAAAGAGGGCAGGACGUGGCCCAGGAGACCUGCCUUUCCUCUCCCCUGAGCAGCAGUGGGCACCCGCCUGUGCCCUGGCCGUGUUAGUGUUGAGCUGGAGGUCACCCCUCUUCUGCUUUUCUCUGCCCGUGGCUCCUCCAUCUCAGCCGAGGGAAGAGGAAACAGGGCAGCAGCCCUGGGCAGGGGAAGGCACUCUGCAGAGGUUGCUUUUAACAGAAAUAACCUUUCAGAGAUGCUCCUGUGACUCCCUGGGGCCCCAGCCUGGUGCCAGCCUGGUUUCCAUGGAGCCAAGGCACCGAGGCUCCUAGGAGGUUGGAAUUGACGCCACAGGGCCCUCCACCGAUACCCAGGCUGGCGGUGGCAUGGUGGGGACACUUCCACCCAGCUUGGGGCUCGACGGUACGUCCUUGGUUCAUUAAAGGUGAACGUAUUUUUAAUGCCUGUGUGGCUCGGUGCUCUGUGGUUUGGCUUGAGCCGGAGGUGGGAGAGGAGGCUCUAGUCAGAGUUUGUUCAGCCCAAGCUCCUAGGCCCUGUCGAGCUCCUGGGUGCAGUUACAGGCAGGGAUGGGGAGUGAAUGAACCCACACCCUUGGGGUGGGGGGGACCUUCGCUCUUACAUAAAUCACACAGCUCACGCGGUGGCACUGUGACAAUCCAGGAUCAUCUACGGGACUAAAAUAACAGGCGUCAGACCAAUUAGUGGCACAGAUGGGCUGAGAGGGAGGGAGAGGAGGGCUGUGCUGACCUGGCCGGUGGCCACCUGUGCCUCCCCAGGCCUCCUCCCCAUGGCUGGUGCCUAUGUACCCGCCUUUUGGCCCGUGCCAGAGUCGGGCCAGGGUGAGGGCUCCACCGACCACUGCAGCCUCUGCCCUGACCCCGCCUGACCCACUGGCCACUGUCACGGUACGUCGGUGGUCAUGACCAAGGCACUCAGUGCCCACACUCUCCAGGCCUGCUGGGCUCGGCAAGAUGAUGAACUCCGUGCUCCCCGGGGACCUGCACACCACCACUUCGAGUCCCUGGGCCGUCCUCACGGCCCAGGGUGCAUUUUCCUUGCCACAAUCACAGCCAAGGCUCGUGCCAGGUGCCGUAGGGGGUUGGCAGGUGGCACGGCAGCUGCUUGCCUUCCCUUCCUUCUGAACUGUGCCAGGAACUUCGGGAUCUCCUCUCCCCUUGGUGCCCACCCUGCUGCCCGAGCUACUCAGACCACGACAUUUACUCAGCAGACAGCAGCGGCCUGGUGUUCUUUAUUGCCUGGCUUUUGGGCCAAGAGAGGAGCCAACAUCGUACCGUUCUUUCCCACACCCAGGCCCACACAGGCCAGGCCGGGGCAGGGCCCCAGGAGGCCGCCUCACUUGAAUGCCUGAGUGUUCGAGGUGCCCAGAUCCUCUGGAGGCGUCACUCACAUGGUCCAGUGGGCGUAGAGCAGGGCCAGGAGGAUGAAGAUGGCCACCGAGAGCAGCAUGUUCUUCCGGUUCUCCUGCCGAAGCAACUUCAGCUCCUUCUCUGUGGGGUAAAAGGGUGGGCACAGACAGGCUUUCCCAAGGUCCACGUCACUGCAGGCAGAGGGCCCCAGGCUGUCCAGAUGCUCACAGCCGGUCAGCUCCAGGUCUGGGCCCCAGGUCCUGCUGCCAAAUGCCAUUCUCUUCAGACGCAGUUGAGGCCACACCCGAAAGUCAAGCUAGGUGGUGGCAUUGCUGGGGGAGUCCUCGGGCCUGUCCGGGUGGGGCCCGUGUGCUCCACCUUCCCAGAAGCUCUUUCCCCAACAGCAGGCCCUCUGUGUGCUAGGCAGGGGCCCGUGUCCCUAAUGGGUGCCCAGCGGUUUGAAGAGUGGCAGUUUGCUCCAUGAGGCGGUGGCUCCCAAGUCUAGAAAAGCCAGCCUGCCGCUGUCCUGCCACGCCUGCCAUUCGACAUACAACAUACACUGAAGCAAAUGGUGAAAACGGAUGCCCUACCCAGCCUUGCUCUCACAAGGGGCCAUGGGAGAGGCUGGACGGAGCCAGGGUGCCUAGGUGAUUCACAGCGGUCCUCUGGGCCUCCCCCUUGGGGGGUGAAAGGGAAACACCAAGAGCCCCCUGUAGACCCUUUUCCCUGGCCUCGGCCGGUGACACGUGGGCUCUGCCUAUCUGUGCCCAGAAGGUGGCAGCAUCGCUCCAUGCACAGAGGCACUUCCCACCCAAGGGGGCUGUUUUCCUGUACCCCCACUCUACUAUCAGGGUCCCCACAGGGUGGUGGGGGAGCGGUGUCAAUGUCUGAAGUCCGAGUGGAGCGGAUGGGGCUACGGCCACACCGUCACCCCAGAGAGAAGACAGCCCCCCGCGGCUGCCCCUCUGCCUCUCCUGGGACACAAGCACUCGGAGUUCUCCCAGGCUGCUGGAUCCUUCAAAGAACAGCCUUGCUCCUGCGGGUCUGACAGGCUCUGUGGCGCUCCCACCCUGGGAACAGGAGUCCCGGCUGGUCGCCCCAGGGAACUUUCUUACCGUAGUUGGAAGCUCUGCUCAUGAGGCUGUUUUUCUCCUUCUCCAGAGACAGCCUGUGAGGGGAAGGGGGGGACAAGGGCUCAGCUUUUAGGGACAGGCAGGGACGUCCACUUGGGGACCCAGGACAUUGUGGGGCAGAGGUGCUACCUGUCCUCGUGGCUCAGCUCUGCCCCGUGGAGCCGGCAGCUCACAGCCUCCAGGUCCCGCUGGCACCGGGUCAGCUUCUCCUCCAGCCCGUCGAUCUGGAAAACACGGUCACGGCCAUGGCACCGGCUUGGGUGUCUCCUUGGGAAGGCGCUGCACCCCAAGCCACAUCUGGUUCUGCUGGGCAGGCACCCAGCAUCACCUCCCCGGGUGCCACCUGCUGUCCUUCACCCAUGGCUGCAGCCUGAGCCCCUGGAAACAGGACUCAGAACUGUCCCCACCCUCAGCAAGAGCAGGUCGGCACAGGAGCAGCCUGACCACGGGCGCCCACGCGGGUGACCACCCGGGACCGAAACCAGGAAUUUUCUCACUAAAACACUAGCGCAGUCUUAAGUUGUGAUACAGAGAUUCAGUGAGAAUCAAUAAAAAUUUAAAAACAA